This is a messenger RNA of Hordeum vulgare subsp. vulgare (domesticated barley), 2481 nucleotides long. RefSeq lists its product as uncharacterized. Bases 107 to 2221 code for a protein of 704 amino acids. The transcript has 17 exons. Lineage: Eukaryota; Viridiplantae; Streptophyta; Magnoliopsida; Poales; Poaceae. Gene Ontology annotation, molecular function: serine-type peptidase activity. The record is from RefSeq and is a predicted model, not a curated record. Gene Ontology annotation, biological process: proteolysis.
CCAACGGUUUGCACGCUUUCACGUUGGCUUGCACGCUGAGUAGUGAGUACUAGCUAGCACUUGCAGUACUCCGCCGCUCGCCGAAUCCAGCUCACGCCCGGCCGCGAUGCGCCCGCACGCCACGAGCGUCGAGAAGGCGACCGCGCCGUAUGGGUCCUGGGAGUCGCCGAUCAGCGCCGCCGCUGUCUCCGCCGCCGGGAAGGCCAUCGAGGGGCUCGCCGUCGCCGGUGACGGCCGGCUCCUCUGGGUCGAGACGCGCCCCGAGGAAGGAGGACGCGCGGUUCUCGUGAAGGAAGGGGCCGGCGCAGGCGGCAGAGGUUCGGAUGUGACGCCGCAGGAGUUCGCCGUGCGGUCGCUGGCGCAGGAGUACGGCGGCGGCGCGUUCGCCGUGCAAGGGGAUGUCGUCGUGUUCUCCAAUUACAGCGACCAGCGCCUGUACAAGCAAACCAUUGGAGAUAACUCGCCGCUACCUCUGACACCGGAUUAUGGUGGAUCGGUUGUCCGCUAUGCGGACGGUGUCUUUGAUCCUCACUUCAGUCGUUAUGUCACUGUAAUGGAAGAUCACCGCAAGAGUAGCUCAAAUCCCAUCACAACAGUUGCUGCUGUGAGCACAAGUGUUGAAGAUGUUAACGAACCAAUUGUGCUGCUCAGUGGGAAUGACUUCUAUGCCUUUCCACGCAUUGAUCCAACUGAAAAACGCAUGGCAUGGAUUGAAUGGAGUAACCCAAACAUGUCAUGGGAUAAAGCACAAUUAUGGGUUGGAUAUUUUUCCAGCAAAGGAGAGGUGGAAAAACGUAUUUGCAUUGCUGGUGGGGACCCAGCGAUAGUAGAAUCUCCUACUGAACCCAAGUGGUCUUCAAAAGGUGAGCUGUUCUUCAUAACUGACCGACAGAGUGGAUUUUGGAACAUUUAUAAAUGGGAUGAGCAGAGCAAUUUAGCCAUGCAAGUAUACUCACUUGAUGCUGAAUUCUCGAAGCCAAUGUGGGUUUUUGGUGUCAGCUCCUAUGCUUUCCUCGGAAAUGACGACCAGAGUCAGAAAAUAGUUUGCUGCUACAGGUUGUCGCAGUUUUCAGUAUUGUCCGUAUUUGUUUUAUGGUUGUAUGUGAUUCAUAAAGAUAAGCCUGUUUUUCUCUUAUCCAGGCAGAAUGGGAAGUCAUAUGUUGGGUUGCUGGACCAUGAUUCAGGGUCAUUUUCAAAAUUUGACCUUCCCUUCUCUGCUGUAACUAACAUAGUUUGUGCAGAUGGAUCUUUCUAUGUUGAGGGUGCAUCUGCUGGUCUUCCAGUAUCAAUAGCAAAGGUGACACUAGAUGAAAAGAGAACAAUGGCAACUGACUUUUCUAUAGUUUGGUCCUCCUCAGAGGACAUAACGAAAUAUACACCCUACUUCAGUUUGCCUGAAUUUAUGGAGUUCCCAACCGUAAUCCCUGGCCAGCAUGCUUACGCUUAUUUCUAUCCUCCAUACAACCAUACUUUCGAAGGUUCAUCAGAUGAGAAGCCUCCAUUAUUGGUCAGAACCCAUGGUGGACCUACAGAUGAAGCACGUGGGACUCUUGAUCUUAGUGUGCAAUACUGGACUAGCCGAGGAUGGGCAUUCGUUGAUGUUAACUAUGGGGGAAGCGCAGGCUAUGGGAGAGAUUAUCGAGAGAGGCUUUUGGGGCAAUGGGGUGUUGUGGAUGUAAAUGAUUGCUGCAGCUGUGCUACAUUUCUGGUGGCAACUGGAAGAGUAGACGCGCAACGACUCUGUGUAACAGGAGAAUCUGCUGGUGGAUUUACAACUUUAGCUUGCCUUGCUUUUAGACAGAUUUUCAAGGCCGGUUCUUCUUUAUACGGGAUUGCUGACUUGGCUUCAUUAAGGGCAGGCAUGCACAAGUUUGAGGCGUACUAUAUUGACAACCUUGUGGGGAAUAAGCAGGCUUACUUUGAGAGGUCGCCAAUAAACUUCGUUGAGAGAUUUACAUGUCCGGUCAUUUUGUUUCAAGGAUUGGAUGACCCGGUUGUAUCACCAGAUCAGGCAACAACAAUAUACAAGGCUAUAAAGGACAAAGGUCUGCCUGUUGCUUUGGUUGAGUAUGAAGGGGAACAACAUGGUUUCCGCAAGGCCGAGAACAUCAGGUUUACCUUGGAGCAGCAGAUGAUGUUCUUUGCAAGAUUGGUGGGACACUUCAAGGUGGCAGAUAACAUUGCUCCGAUCAGGAUCGACAAUUUUGAUAAAGCCCCAUGAUUGUUUCGAAGGACAAUUGAGCGUCUCUCAGUUGAUGAGGGUGUUUUCGUGCCAACACGCCCACAUGAUCUCAACCUCCAUGAAGCAGAAUAAAGGGACUAAGGGAGUGAACUUCCUGGAUUGUAUCAUUUCCUUGUAAUCGUUUUAAAGUGAUGUGACAAGUAUACUGCUUAAGCAUCAACUAGUGAACUUUUUCUUUCGGCAUGAUACACCUCUGGACCAAAUUUCAGUAGUGACGAGAGUGGCGGCAUUAUGAUUUA